AUGAUCACAGACCCCACAGGUACUCCUGAUGCAUCCCGCCUGCCUCCCGGACCUGGAACAUAUUCGGCCGUGGCUGCAGCCCGCUCUCAUCAUUUAUUGUGUGGCAGGACUGCGGCCGUGAGAGAGGGGACCGGGUAUACAUGCAUCAAGCACUCGGAUCGCUUGCCGUCUUCACCUGCGAGUGGUUUGGUGUGCAGAGAGCCGGGGCCACAUGCUAAGGCAGCCCAGUCAUUCACUUAUAAAAGUGACCAGGCUACUAAUAUUAAAGUGGGCGGAGCUAGAUCCCAAUCCUGUUGGGAUCUGUGGCCUCACAGCUGUCUGUCCCGGCAGGAGGGUCCACUACAUUACAUAUUAAAGGGCCACAUGCUCUAAGCGGGGACGAGAAAGAAACAGACAGUCCUGAAGCUUUUGAAGCUGAAAGUGAGGGUGAACAGAUUGACACACUGAGUGCUGCUGCCACAACCAAGAUGGCCACAUCUACUAAACUCACUACUGCCACCACCACCAAAAUGGCCACUGCCACCUCUAAGAUGGCUACUCCACACAUGGAAAAAAACAUAUCUACCAAAGCUGCUGCUUACAACCCAACUAUGCCACCAGAGAUGACUGCAGGAUUGCCGGCAUCUGCUGAUAUGCUAAAAGAACUUAAAAAUAGAUCUGAGAAAUGA
Molecule: messenger RNA, 668 nt
Organism: Pelobates cultripes (western spadefoot toad)
Lineage: Eukaryota; Metazoa; Chordata; Amphibia; Anura; Pelobatidae
Source: the annotation of a GenBank genome assembly